GUAACAUUUAAUAUGUACACCGUAUAUACCUUGAUAUGCAAUAUGGAUAUAGUAGAUAAUUGCUUUAACUAGUACAUACCUACAUAUGCAAAUAGUGAAUUGUACCCAAGGACUUGGUUUAGUUACGACAUCUGACAGAAGGCAAAGCCAACCAUUUCAACUCACAUACUGCGAACCGUGCCUCCCGGUCGCAUAUGAGCAUUUGAUCCAAAGUCAUGAUGGCAAAAAAGUCUACGUCUCUUCGAUAGAGAGGCAGUUUUCAUGGUUGAACAUGAUCACUAAUAAUAUUUAUUCAACCUUGCCUUAAAUCGUGUAGAUUUCCUAGGCGGUUGGUAGCAUCGCUAAGCUAGCCUAGCUUAUAUCACAAUGGCGUCUACAUGGCUAUUCCAGCACAUCAUUGAAACCCCUACCCGCGACCUUGUAAUCUUCAGUCUCGGAGCAAUAACAUUGUAUGCAUCGUUCCGUUACAUCUACAAUGUGUAUUUCCACCCCGCGGCUAGGUUUCCAGGCCCGAAACUUGCGGCCUUCUCGAACCUGUGGUAUGCUUACCACUGGUCUACCGGGAAAUACCCCUUUGCAGUUGCAGAAGCAUUGAAGAAAUAUGGGGACGUUGUUCGUGUAGCUCCUAAUGAGCUUGCUUUCAUCACGCCCGAGGCUUUCAAUGAUAUAUACGACUCUCAUACAAGCGGGAUAGAACAUUUCCCCAAGACGAACUUCAUGGACCUUGGUCUGGGUGAUAAUGGGCUCUCGUGGGAGAUGGAUCCAGUAAAACAUCACACAGACGCCAAGAAGGUGGCGCCCGCGUUCAGCAUCAAGUCGUUAAAGGCCAAGGAAUCGACGAUGCACAAGUAUACUGACGCGUUUGUUCAGAGGAUGAGGGAACUUGGAAGUAAUGAUGCAGGUAUAGAGCUCAAGACUUGGACAGACUGGGUAGCCAUGGACGCUUCGGCCGAUUUGGCAUACAGUCGAGAGUUGAAUCACUUACGAAAUAUGAAAAGCACGCAUUUCCUUGACCAAAUGUGGAUUGUGAACUUUUUCGUCACCACAAACCAGAUCUUCAAGAAGUUCCCUCUUCUAAGUCCGAUAAAGUUUCUCUUCGUCCCACCUGCUAUAAUCGCAAGCUAUCACGAAGUCCAGAGUAUGAACGAGAAAGCAUUAAAUUCGCGGAUAGAGCGUCGUGGCAAUACGGAACACUUGGAUCAUUUUGAACAACUACUCCCAGCCGACGCGCCUGUCCCAACAAAGAAGGAAAAGAAACAUAUUGAGGUCAUCACUGGACAUCUGGUUAUUGCCGGAUACGAGCCGAUUGCGAGUCAGAUAUUUGGCACAAUUAUGUUCUCGUUGCUACAGCCUGAAAGCUUGAAGUUGUUAGUCGAGGAAAUUAGAGGUGCAUUUAAGAGCUACGACGAUAUCCACGCGGAUGCGCUAGCACCUCUCAAGUAUCUCCAUGCCUCUUUGAUGGAAACGCUGCGGAUAACCGUACUUUCGAGUAAUGGCCAACCGCGCUUGUGUCCCGGGGCUAAGAUUGAUGGGAACUACGUUGCUAAGGGGGUCGAGGUCCAAUACGCUGUUCUAGCUUUCACUCGGAACCCACGCUACUUCCACGAUCCGAAUAGCUACCGGCCACAACGUUGGUUACCAGAAGAUCACCCACACUGGGAUCCCGCAUUCAAAAACGAUGCUAGAGAUGGGUACCACCCGUUUAGCUUGGGGCCAAGAUCAUGCCCUGGCAUGCCCUUAGCGUGGCGACAGACGAGAAUAUUCAUCGCUAAGGUGCUUUGGGCUUUUGACGUCGAGAUGUUGCCGAACCAAAAUAUUAUUUUCGAGAAAGACUUCAGAAUGUUUGGGAUGUGGGAAAAGCCUAGUUUCUGGGUUCGAUUUCAUCCCGUUCAAAGGGACCAGUGACAGGCGUCAACAUGUAGGCCUCGGUACAUAUCGAGGUAAUCCUUAGUUCUCGGUUAGUACAUAAAAAGAAGUACUUGUUAUACGUAUAACUGAAUACCGAUCAUCACUGCCAUCGUCUGUGCCUCAUUUGGUUUCGCUGUAAUAGUUAUCCCCACUGUGCCCCCGAUCUGUUCCCUGUACA
Molecule: messenger RNA, 2086 nt
Organism: Annulohypoxylon maeteangense
Lineage: Eukaryota; Fungi; Ascomycota; Sordariomycetes; Xylariales; Hypoxylaceae
Product: cytochrome P450
Exons: 7
Coding region: 367-1905 (512 amino acids)
Molecular function (GO): heme binding; oxidoreductase activity, acting on paired donors, with incorporation or reduction of molecular oxygen; iron ion binding
Source: RefSeq, a predicted model, not a curated record